This is a messenger RNA of Colletotrichum lupini, 1314 nucleotides long. RefSeq lists its product as uncharacterized. The transcript has 4 exons. The coding region runs from base 1 to 1314 and encodes 437 amino acids. The record is from RefSeq and is a predicted model, not a curated record. NCBI's taxonomy places the organism in Eukaryota, Fungi, Ascomycota, Sordariomycetes, Glomerellales, Glomerellaceae.
AUGUUCAACCUCGAGCUUUUCGCCGACGCUAUGUAUGCUCCCCUGGCCACGGUGUCUCAAGAAUGGCAAACAGACAUCGAGCGACACAACUUUGCUCGAAUCCGACUCACACCGUCACGCCUUGCCAAUUUUCGUGACAUGGUCCAAAGAAGCCGAACUCUCAUCUGCUACAUCUGGUUCUGCUUGGAACUCGACGAGUGGGACUGCACCACGUGCGCCCUUUCGCCUGGAAGAACGAUUUCAGAUGAGUUUGAAGAGGCAUUUGCGAUCAGUGGCACAGAUAAAUGUCCCAUCACUGCGUCAUUCCAAAACCUUUUCUCGAUUCUCAGUAAAUGGGAACCUCACGGCGAUUUGACACUCGAUAUUAGUAUACACUCACUCAGCGACUCGGAACAUUGGUUCCCAUAUCUGACCUUUUCCCCCGAUACUCCUUUGGAUAUACCAGAUGAUCAUACUGUCGAGAAGGCGAUGGUAAAUCGAGACUAUCACCACCCUGAUCAUGGCCGGUCACAUGGCUCUCGACACCUCGUCUCACCUCCAUGGGGCCUUAGGAAACUAUUCCAUCUGAUUAUGGAGCAGGGUCCGUUCGACAGUGACGAUGAAGAGCUCGAGUGGUGGGACAAGCUUCCAUUAGUUCUAGCCGUGACCAGUCUACUUCUCCGACAACAGAGCCGCCGGAGGUGGAAACCAGAGUCACUGGCACACAUGUUUUCCCGGCUUCCCAGAGUCCAAGAAGUCCACUACGAUCCGUGGAGGGGAUGGGAUAAUCCGACGCAGAAUUUAACAGACAAAUUCCAAUUCGACCGCGGCAUACAGCCGACUGCGCAGGGGCCAAUUGGGGGCCCUAUUUACGAUUAUCGUAGCCAGCCCAACCUACGCCUCAAACGACUCGUCAUCUUCGAGAACUGCAACCAACAGUACCCAGCCAAUAUGCGAAGACGCGAAUUCCUCGGGGGAGAAGAUGUCGGAACACACGCCCUUCGCAAGCCUAUCCGAGAUAUCGGCCAGAUGAUCGCGCUCACCAGCCUCGGCCUCGAACAUCUUGCAGCAUCCUACAUCGCAGACGCCAGCCACUUCUUCGAGAUCCGUCUCGACUGGGCGUGGCCGAUCCUGAAAUCGCUUGCUCUCACUGCAAAAGUACUCACGCCUCAUGAAGACUCAAACGAGAUUGAAGCCCUACUACUGGCAGCGGCGGCAGCAGCUAAGAAUAUGCUCCAAUUAGAAACAAUGGAGAUUUGGAACGGGCGAAAGGGGUUGGCAGGGCUACUCAGGUAUCAAGCUUUCCGUCCCAAGCGGGAAGCUGUUCUUCUUUAG